CAAGGCAUGACUCCGAAAGAAGUUUGUUGCGUCUGAUGAAUAUCGGUUUUCGAUCACAAAUCUUUGCUUUUUUAUGACUGUGUCAAUUUAAAUCGCGUAUUCUUAUUGAAAUAUUCGUAAAGGUAAAGUUAAUAACGCGAAUAAAAGUUUUUUUGCAAAGUUUGUGUUAGCAAACAUUGCCGACAACCAACAUAAAUGGAGUCGGAGCGAGUUGAGGGCCGAGCCACGCGAUCUCAAAAACACGACAGAGUCCACGGGAGAUGGGGGUCUCUCACUCCCAUGGUCAACAGCUGCAAGCUGCACCUCGCUAGUGCCAAGUCGACGAGAGUCCAGAAGACGACUGACUCUGAAGGAGAAAAGAACACGCCUCCGUACAACCCAGAUUGUUCUGGAGGAUUUAAAUACAAUGCAGUCCCUGGUUUUCCCUUUCCUCGAUCCUCCUGUGACAGUUUUGCAUCCAGUUUUCAACGAAUCGACAUGGACAGGCGCUGUCUGGAAGAAUGCCCCCAGCUGGGCAUUAUGGAUGAACUGCAGCUUCUCAACCUCCAGCACAAUCAAAUUACGGUGAUCCGGCAUCUGUCAUAUCUGCAACAUCUCGUUUUCCUGAACCUCUAUGACAAUCACAUCUCUGGAAUGACUGGCAUUGAAUCGCUGAGAUCUUUACGGAUCCUUAAUCUGGGGAAGAACAGAAUCCGGGAGAUUUGCUGCUUGGGAAGCCUGUCCAGACUGAACAUCCUGGAUUUGCAUGACAAUCAGAUCUGCAGGAUAGACAACGUGUCCCACCUGAGCGAGCUGCAGGCGUUGAACCUGGCGGGAAACGGCAUAUCCAAAGUGGAAAACCUGCUGGGCCUGGACUGUUUGACUGAACUCAACCUGCGACACAACAGGGUCUCAGCACUGACCGAGGUGGACCGCUUGCCCCGCUUGCAGCGCCUCUUUCUCAGCUGCAACAACAUCGGCAGUUUGGAUCAGCUCGCCUGCCUUGCACAGUCGCGCUCCCUUUCCGAGCUCACACUGGAUGGGAACCCUGUAGCCCUGGAGACAUGGUACAAGCAGGCCGUCCUACGCUGUGUGCUUCAUCUCAAACAGCUGGACAUGAAGCGCAUCACAGACGAGGAUCGGCGCAUGGCUGGUGUGCAGGCUCGAAAAGAGGAGGAGAAGAAGAGGGAGAGCCACAAGCAGACCAUUCAUAAGGAGAAGCGGCGUCUGGCGAUCCGUAAUGCAGCGCAGCAGUGGGGGGGCACCAGGGCCUGCCUGGAACUGCCACCAACCAACGGUGCUAAAGAAGAGGUCAGUCCGGAGAGCAGCCCCGCCCACAGCCCCGCCCAGACCAAUGGCCUCGAACCCUCUCCAGAUGAACCAAGACGGGUAAGCCCCGGUUCAGGACCAGAGCGGCCGUCGGCGGGAACGGAGAGCAGACUCCGCAUCAACAGCCGCCCAAACAGCCCCCGGGAUCCCAAGCUGGUGGAGGCGGGGAGCUGCAGUGUUCAGAGCUUGUCCCUCUCCGACAGCCACCUGGCGGAGCUGGACGGGGACACCCUGCGUCUGUUUGGACCCGGAGCCCUGGAGGCCCUGGAGAGGGGCUGGGGAGUCCAGACCGCUGGCGCCGUCACUGUAAUCGCCUUCCGCUACAUCAACUUCAACGCCAUACUACCAACACUGCCGCGAAUAAGGGUCAAGUUCCCCAACCUGUCGCACCUGAUCUUCCUGGAAGCCAACAUCGGCCGCCUGGCCCAGCUGGCGGGCCUGGCUCAGGUGAGGCGUCUCGACCAGCUGACCAUCCACCCGGAUGGCAACCCCGUGGUCAGCCUGUCUCUGUGGCGCUCCUUCGCCGUGUACCGCCUCAACCACCUCAACCUGCAGAGGAUCAACGGCCAGGAGGUGACCAUGAACGAUGUGAUCGCCGCGGAGCGUGUGUUCGGCACGCUGGGUCACAUAGCGGCCACCGAAACGCCGCGUUGCCGCCUCCUCCUUCUGCUCGAGGAGUCCAGGAAGCGCCAGCUGCAGUUCCUGUUGGAGGGGCGUGGCCGGCGGGCAGGACUGAGUCCGGAGGAGCUGCGGGACAACGGGAAGCUGGUGGGAGAAGGCCUGAGCAGAGCGCUGUUCAACUACCCGAGCAGAGACAGCAGCGCAGAGAGCCCGGAGGAGGGCAGUGUGGAGUCAUCUGAUCGCGCCGCCAUGGUGGAGCAGUACCUCCAGGAGUUGGUCCAAAGGGCGUCCGACACCAAUCUGAAGGGCGAGGCCCUGCACAAGCUCUGGCCCUCCAUGUUUGCAGAGAUGGUGCGGGACUGCGUGUUGGAGAUGAGGGACCGCGCAGCCUUCCGGCAAGCCAGCCUCGCUAAGCUCUCUGAGACCAAGUGACGAGGAGCGGAGCGUCGCACACAUAGGGGGCACCUUGCAACUCAUUCAUCUAACUCCUCAUCACUCAGUAACUUAUCACCGAGCAGCAGUUGUAUCAUUCCUUUGAAAAAGAAAGGUCUAUUUCCCAAAAGAGCGUGUAGCUCCGUAAGAAGGAGGGUUUUAGAGGAAUUAUGACCAAGAAUGUAAAUUUCCACGAAAAGACAAUCUGUUGGAUUCUUGGAUGCUUGAAAAGUGAAAGUCUUGAGUCACAGUGCAUUGUGGCCCCCUAAAGAAAGCUGCACUUUCUGAAUGACCCCCCUUCCCCCUAAGUGUCAUCAGCUGAAAAAGACCUGUGUCUCUUUUGUCGAGACCAUCGAGUGAUUCUUUUUCUGUGGCUUAAAUAACGUUUCAUGCAUCGCCCCCUCUCUCUUUCUCCCGCCAGCUGUAUAAAAAGACACGAACAACAAGACCAAGGACUUUUUCUUUGUUUACCACUGAUUUUGUGUAUUGUACUUAGAAUUAAAAUAUUCUUUACUAUU
Messenger RNA from Pungitius pungitius (ninespine stickleback), 2879 nucleotides. RefSeq names its product leucine-rich repeat-containing protein 49. The transcript has 17 exons. Gene Ontology annotation, molecular function: protein binding. The coding region runs from base 196 to 2361 and encodes 721 amino acids. NCBI's taxonomy places the organism in Eukaryota, Metazoa, Chordata, Actinopteri, Perciformes, Gasterosteidae. The record is from RefSeq and is a predicted model, not a curated record.